AUUCAAAUGCAAAAUGAGGCAGGUAAAGUGUGUAGAUUAACAAGCACGUCCAUGCAUAUCCAACAUGAACCAUGUUGCUGUAAAUGCUGUCUUUGAAGUAAAUAUUUGUCUGUAUGUUCACACAAACACUCUGGUGACACCCAGAGCCCAGUGUUGGUUGGCUGUGUAGGAUCGGUAUGUCAGUGAGUCUGCUGAUGGCAGGCGGGCGGCUGGCGCUGCUCCGUAUGGCUACAGCUGCCCGGAUUGCACUUCCUGGCGUUUUCUAUGUCAAAGUCCUCUCUCCCUCUCGCUAACACAUACUCACACAAACACAGGCAUGCAUGCUGGCUGCAUCCUGCCCGCACGCUCCUCCUGAUUGGUGCUCGCUCUGCGAUCUUCUUUUUAUUUAUUAAUUUUUUUCCGCCAUCCCAGGAAGAGGAUUUCUUCUGGCAGGAGGGCGCGGGAAUGGCGCUGGAUAGGCAGCAUGACCCAGGGUUCAGGUGGCAGCUGUGUUAUGACUUCUCUGCCAGGUCGUGGCUGAUGGCCACCGAACCGUUUCUGGUGAAUGAAGACCCGUCCAGAGGUCCUGGGAUACCAGAGUGCUUCGUAGUGUCUGAUUCCUACAGGGAUGAAUUUCAUCCCUUCAUCGAGGCUUUGCUGCCACACGUCCGUGCGUUCUCCUACACCUGGUUCAACCUCCAGGCCCGCAAGCGCAAGUACUUCAAGAAGCACGAGAAGCGCAUGACGAAGGACGAGGAACGCGCCGUCAAAGACGAACUCCUGGGCGAGAAGCCCGAGAUCAAGCAGAAGUGGGCGUCCCGUCUGCUCGCAAAGCUUCGCAAAGACAUCCGGCCGGAGUUCCGUGAGGACUUCGUGCUCACCAUCACGGGGAAGAAGCCGCCGUGCUGCGUGCUGUCCAACCCCGACCAGAAGGGAAAGAUCCGCCGCAUCGACUGCCUGAGGCAAGCAGACAAAGUCUGGCGCCUGGACCUGGUGAUGGUUAUCCUGUUCAAGGGAAGCCCGCUGGAGAGCACAGACGGAGAGAGGCUGAUCAAGUCACCGCAGUGUUCCAACCACGGCCUCUGCGUGCAGCCGCACCACAUCGGAGUGUCCGUGAAAGAACUGGACCUGUAUCUGGCCUACUUUGUCCAUACGCCAGAAUCUGGACAAUCGGAUAACUCUAACCAGCAAGGAGAAGCAGACAUCAAGCCUCCGCCCAAUGGGCACUUGAGUUUCCAGGACUGCUUCGUGACGUCAGGCGUAUGGAACGUGGCGGAGUUGGUCCGUGUGUCACAGACACCAGUUGCCACAGCAACCGGACCCAACUUCUCGGUGGCCGACCUCGACAGUCCAGGAUAUUACAAUCAACCCUCUGUCUCUCUCUCUCUUGCCUUGUCGUCAUGUGUCAAACGCUGCAGGGCUGAGAUGGAGUUGUAUGCCAGUCUCCCGCGGAGCUCCAACAAGCGUAAAUCCAUUGAUGACAGUGAGAUGGAGAGCCCGGUGGAUGAUGUCUUCUAUUCGGGCCGUUCUCCUGCCCCGGGAGCAUCCCAGCCCAGUGGCUGGCCCAAUGAUGUUGAUGCAGUGCAACACCAUUUGGCCAGUAUGCAGGAGAGGAAGAUAAAACAUGAAAACGAUGGCGUGCAGUUUCCUUACCAUGGACUAUCGUCGCCUGGUUCUCUUAAGAAGUCGGGGAAAUUCGAUUUCAGCGCUCUGUCCGGCCAUACGAGGUCUGCACGCAUGCCGUUCACCCAUCACCCGCUGCCCAUGCUGGCAGGUGUAAGACCAGGAAGUCCCCGUGCCUCAGCUUCAUCCCUGCACUUCCCCUCACCCUCCAUCAUACAGCAGUCCAGCCCAUACUUCACCCAUCCCACCAUCCGAUACCACCACCACCCGGGACAGGACCCGCUCAAGGAGUUUGUGCAGUUUGUGUGCGCCGACGGAUCAGGCCAGGCCAGUGGUCAGCCGAACGGGAGCGGCCAGAGCAAAAUGCCGGGCUCCUUCUUGCUGCCUCCACCCCCCCCUGUGGCGCGUCCAGUGCCCAUCCCAAUGCCAGACUCUAAACCCAGCAGCACGCCCCCCGACGGCGGACUCACCUCACCCACAUCUCCUUCAUACUCCACGCCAGGCUCCACAGCUCCCAACAGGUUUGUCAGCAUCGGAUCACGGGACAACAACUUUCUGAACAUACCCCAGCAGACGCAGUCGUGGUUCCUUUGACGAGGUCCUGGCUGCAACCUGUCAACACAAUUUGGAAGUUUUAUUACAAAAAAAUAAAAAUAAAAAAUCCUGUUUGAAAAGCCCCUCCAACCCGAAACGCACCCUAAGAAACGUGAGCAGCAUAUGAUUGGGAAACGUUCGACCCUGUGUUUGCCAACCAUCAGACGCCCCUCAAGCCCGCUCCUCCACCUCCGAUAAAGACUUUCAGAUCACAGCAGGAGGUGAGGGACUGACACGCACCUACAGCAUCUCGCAAGAACCGGCACCAAACCAACGGCAGCAUACAGGAGCAAGAACCCCAUGAACACAGACAGAAAAUGUUACUAAGAACAAGGAUGUAGUGUACAAUGGCUGGGAUUAUCAACAGUUUCAGUGGUGAGGAUU
Messenger RNA from Cyprinus carpio (common carp), 2580 nucleotides. RefSeq names its product nuclear factor 1 X-type-like. The record is from RefSeq and is a predicted model, not a curated record. Gene Ontology annotation, biological process: regulation of transcription by RNA polymerase II. Gene Ontology annotation, molecular function: RNA polymerase II cis-regulatory region sequence-specific DNA binding; DNA-binding transcription factor activity, RNA polymerase II-specific. NCBI's taxonomy places the organism in Eukaryota, Metazoa, Chordata, Actinopteri, Cypriniformes, Cyprinidae. Gene Ontology annotation, cellular component: nucleus.